AUGGGUCAACUACCUCGGGUUCGGAUUACACCAUUUCUACGGCCGUUCACAUUUGUAGGGAUAGAUUAUUUUGGACCCUACUUCGUGAAGGUAGGGCGAAGCUCCGUCAAGCGCUGGGUGGCGAUUUUCACGUGUCUAACCGUUCGAGCAAUACACCUGGAGUUGGUCUUCAGCCUAACAACUGAUGCGUGUAAGAAGGCCAUUCGACGAUUCAUCGCGCGAAGAGGAGCACCACAAGAGGUGUAUACGGACAAUGGAACGAACUUCUGCGGCGCUAGCAGGGAGCUGGCAACAGAGCUGCGGGAAAUCAACGUAACGAUGAGUAGCUGUUUUACGGAUGCCAACACUAAGUGGUAUUUCAAUCCACCCUCUGCGCCCCACAUGGGUGGGUGCUGGGAGCGCAUGGUGCGGUCCGUGAAGACUGCACUGGGAUCAUUGCCAACGUCACGGAAGCUGGACGACGAGUCUUUCAUAACCCUCUUAGCCGAAGCAGAGCAUAUGGUGAACUCACGGCCAUUAACGUUCGUGCCGUUAGACAACGAAGAGCAGGAGUCGUUGACUCCGAACCACUUUCUUAUGCUGAGUUCGAGUGGAGUUCGACAGCUGGUCAAAGCUCCCGUGGACCAAAGGAAAGCUGUAUUGGGAAGCUGGGCGCUGCUGCAGCACAUGCUUGACGAGUUUUGGCGUCGUUGGAUCGUCGAAUACUUACCAAUCAUCUCUCGGCGAACUAAAUGGUUCCAAGACGUCACACCGAUCAACGAGAAAGCACUAGUAAUGAUAGCAGACGAAGGGGUCCGAAACCGGUGGCUACGGGGUCGCGUGAUUCGCACCUAUCCAGGCAAAGAUGGAGUCGUGCGCAACGCAGCUGUGGAGACAUCUAGUGGAGUUUUGAGAAGACCAGUUUGUAAACUCGCUGUUCUCGAAGUUCGUGGAAAUGCUGAAGUAGAAGCAGAGACUAGCAGAGAUGGUGACGUCGAUGCAGUUUUCGAGCGACACGAGGGGGAGAAUGUUCCGACGAGUGGAUCCAUCUAA
Messenger RNA from Ochlerotatus camptorhynchus, 1032 nucleotides. RefSeq lists its product as uncharacterized. The record is from RefSeq and is a predicted model, not a curated record. Gene Ontology annotation, biological process: DNA integration. Gene Ontology annotation, molecular function: nucleic acid binding. The coding region runs from base 1 to 1032 and encodes 343 amino acids. The transcript has a single exon. Lineage: Eukaryota; Metazoa; Arthropoda; Insecta; Diptera; Culicidae.